Poeciliopsis prolifica (blackstripe livebearer) is the source of this 1451-nucleotide messenger RNA. RefSeq names its product SEC22 homolog B, vesicle trafficking protein b (gene sec22bb). Gene Ontology annotation, molecular function: SNAP receptor activity. The transcript is spliced from 6 exons. Lineage: Eukaryota; Metazoa; Chordata; Actinopteri; Cyprinodontiformes; Poeciliidae. Gene Ontology annotation, biological process: vesicle fusion with Golgi apparatus; endoplasmic reticulum to Golgi vesicle-mediated transport; retrograde vesicle-mediated transport, Golgi to endoplasmic reticulum. Gene Ontology annotation, cellular component: endoplasmic reticulum membrane; ER to Golgi transport vesicle membrane; Golgi membrane. The record is from RefSeq and is a predicted model, not a curated record. Bases 134 to 793 code for a protein of 219 amino acids.
GGCUGCGGCGCUUCCGGCCAGCUCAGCGCGUCUCUCCUGUGGUGUUGUCACUUUUACAGCCAGCCCGUCAGGCUAACGCUGCUGCUGGGACUUUUCUCCGGGCCGUGGACUCACAGCGGGACACUUCGCAGAGAUGUUGCUGCUGACGAUGAUCGCUCGGCUGGCGGACGGUCUGCCGCUGGCCGCUUCAAUGCAGGAGGACGAGCAGGGAAGCGAGAAGGUGGGUCGAGACCUUCAGCAGUAUCAGACUCAGGCCAAGCAGCUUUUCAGGAAACUCAACGAACAGAGUCCCACACGCUGCACUUUAGAGGCCGGGUCGAUGGCGUUUCACUAUUUCAUAGAGCAAGGAGUUUGCUACCUUGUGCUGUCAGAAGCCAGCUUUUCCAAGAAGCUGGCCUUUGCGUACCUUGAAGACCUGCAGGCAGAGUUUCAUGAGCAGCACGGAAAGAAGGUCCCCACAGUAUCCCGUCCUUACUCCUUCAUCGAGUUUGACACCUACAUUCAGAAAACCAAGAAGUUGUACAUCGACAGCCGAGCCAGAAGGAACCUGGGCAGCAUCAACACGGAGCUGCAGGACGUGCAGAGGAUCAUGGUGGCUAACAUCGAGGAGGUCCUGCAGAGAGGGGAGGCGCUCUCUGCGCUAGACUCAAAGGCCAGCAAUUUGUCCAGCCUGUCGAAGAAAUACAGGAGCGACGCCAAAUACCUGAACACCCGCUCCACUUACGCCAAGCUGGCAGCAGGGGGCGUCUUUUUCAUCAUGCUCAUCGUUUAUAUUCGCUUCUGGUGGCUCUGAGUGACGAAAGAGGAGGAGAAAAGGAAGGAGAUAGAGAAGUGGAAAAUGAGCCGAGCGCAGUCUGCAGACGUGAAAAAGAAGCUUCCGCUUUUGAUGAACAACAGGAUCCCUGCUUCUGACGGAGACUUUACAGAUAUACUGUCCCACUGCUCUGUCUGUCCUCACCUUGUCCACAAGCGGGUGUCUGAUCUGAAGCUAAAUGAUGUCCGGAUGCUUUGUUUUAUUAUUAUCGUACAGUAAUAUCCUUAAAGUUGCCCCACAUUUCAGAGGAAAUGAGUAAACAUGCGAGUCUCUGUGUGUAUGUGGGUUGUUUGUUUUUGAAGGUGAUUUGUGGGUAAGUGAUGAGAGAAAAAAAAAAGAAAAUUUCCUGUGUUAUAAGUUUCUAAAGCUCUUCUGUACUAUAAAGGAGUGUGUGGCUGAAGCUUCUGUAUGUAAUUAUACAAAAGAAAGAAACUAAUCAAUUUCUUUUUCUUAGAAGCCUGAUCACAUAACUUUGGCAAUUCUGUUAAUUUUCUAUAUGAUUAUAGUAGGAUAGCUUUACAGAUUAUACUCUGAAUUCAUAAGAAAACCUAAAUAGAGGUGCAUAAUAGACACAACAAAGGAAAAUGCAGAACUUCCUACUGUUCAGGCAAGUAAAUAAAACUUUCUGUUUAUUGUG